CUUCGUCCUUGUUUGAUUCCAUCGCGACAGCGGAACUAGUCUGUUUACUCGCAAGCUGGUCGCUCUAUGAUGGCGUCACCGGGAAGGUAAAAAAAAAUUGGAACUUAAAUAAUACGUCAUUGAAUUUCAAUCUCCGUGUACAUGUGUACAUUCAGGGUCAGUGACUAAUUCAUUUUAACAUAGUUGGCUUCAAAUUGCGAAUUGUGAUACAUUGCGAUAUACCCAUUCUUUAUGUGUUUGGUGGUCUAAGCUAUUUGUCAAAUUGUAAAUACAGAAAUACAUGUAUUGUAACAUAAGUGGCUAAACAACAAUAAAAAAUAAAAAAGCUAGCUUCGUUCAAGCUAACUGAUCAACGGAGGCGUCCAAGGAUCAAUAAUCCCAAUGUAUGUACAACAGCCAUUAAAACGUGUGUGUUCCUGUGUAUAGUUUAAUCAUAUAGUCCCCCAUUUGCCAUGAUUUUAAUACUAGCAGGUUUAAGGCCAGCAUUACUAAAACAUAAGAUAGUACAUGUUCUGGUGAAGGCAUGUCUAUGCUCGGGAGCCAAGGAGGAUGAUGAUGAUAUCACCACCAACCUAGGGAACCCACCAAAAUUAUCAAAGAAGAAAUGGAGAAAGAAUUUCAGGAACAAGCCUGCAUCAAAUGAACACCUGCCCUGGGAGGAGAGACUGGCCGACUCUGUCACUCCUCUGUGGCGGCUGAGUUACUACGAUCAACUCCAGCUGAAACAGAAGCACCAGGAGAUGAUCCUACUACAGCUCUCAGAUCAGCUCUUAUGUGGAGAGUCGACCCAACAUAAGGCCUUGACACAAUGUCCUUCUCCACCCAGGAGUACCAAACUCAGCUUCCCUCUGCUGCCUAUCUUACCGUCACCUGUCAGGGACGGCUACCGUAACAAGUCUACCUUCUCGGUCAACCGUGGCGUGGAUGGCAACCCUAAGACGGUGGGGUUCUACGUGGGAACGGGAAAGGUGGGAAACAUUGUGUGUGUGAACGGGGACCACCUCCUCAACAUGCCCGAGAGACAUAAGCUGGUGGCCAGGUGCUACCAGGACUUCCUCCGCCUUUCAGCCCUGGAGCCCUGUCUGCUGUUCCACGACGGAGGCCACUGGAGGGAGGUGACAGUGAGGACCAACGCAGCAGGCCACACCAUGGCCAUCGUCUAUUUCCACCCACAGAGGCUCACCCCGGAGGAGAUAGAGGUCCAUAAGUCCUCCCUGGUGGAGUACUUCACCCAGGGGCCUGGUGCCAUCUGCCAACUAGACUCCCUGUACUUCCAGGAGAGCUCCAUGACCCGUUGCAGCCACGAGGAAUCCCCCUACCAGCUGCUGCAUGGCCAGCCACACAUACACGAGGAGAUUUUGGGGUUCAAGUUCCGCAUCUCGGCAGACGCCUUCUUCCAGGUGAACCAAGGGGCGGCGGAUUCGCUGUACCGCACAGUGAGAGAGAUGGGCCUCCCGAAUGGAGCUCGAGAGGGAGGAGGAGGGGGCACACUCUUGGAUGUGUGUUGUGGAACGGGGGCCAUCGGUAUCACCAUGUCCCCCAGAGCGGACCGGGUCAUCGGGAUAGAACUUAUCCAGCAGGCCGUGGAAGACGCCAGGCACAACGCAGCCCUCAACCAGAUCCAGAAUUGUGAGUUCCUCCCUGGGAAAGCCGAGGUUGUCCUUCCUGGGCUCAUGGAGGUCCUGGGCUCCACCACUGACUCUGGAGGCCCCCUCACGGCUGUGGUGAACCCAGCCCGCGCUGGCCUGCAUUAUCGUGUGAUCCGGGCUCUAAGGAAUAACUCAUCCAUCCGCAGGCUGCUCUAUAUUUCCUGCAAACCCGAAGGAGAGGCCAUGAGGAACUUCAGGGAGCUGUGUUGCAGUCCCGACCCACAUAGGAAGCUGACAGGCGAGGCUUUCAGGCCGACUGUGGCUGUGCCUGUGGAUAUGUUCCCUCACACGCCACACUGCGAACUGCUGCUGGUCUUUGAAAGAUAGUUAAUUACUACCACUACAACUUCUAUAUCAAGUUUCUUACACAUUGUGAAUUCUUACACAUAGUGAAUGGUGUCCUCUGGAUUGUGUGAUGACUACAGAGAUAAAACAGUAAAAUCAGUGGAAACUCAAUUCCAAAAUCCUCUCAAAAAGGAAAGUGAUUAUUACAUUUUUUUAAAUGCUGAGAGCUUUUCAAUGUCAUGUAGAAUGUUGAAUGAAAGUUGUGUUAUUCAGAGACAGAUGCAAGUCUAAUGAGGGGGUUGUGUUCCUAUAUCCUGCAGCAGCAGUGAAGCAAAACAUUUCCUGCCUUUUGUGAAUGGAUCAAAAGUAGGAAAUGAGUGGAGAGCAGGGGAAGUGUGUUUGGGGUUGCUUGCUCACAAAAUGCAAGUAUAGAUUCUACACUAUCUUCCUGUAUUCUGUGUUUGAAUGAGGCAUAUGCACAUGCUGUAUUUCCUGUUACUUCAUGUUACAUGCCUGAACUGAGUAGGCAUAAAGUCUAUAUAUCUACACUA
This is a messenger RNA of Salvelinus fontinalis (brook trout), 2485 nucleotides long. RefSeq names its product tRNA methyltransferase 2 homolog B (gene trmt2b). The record is from RefSeq and is a predicted model, not a curated record. NCBI's taxonomy places the organism in Eukaryota, Metazoa, Chordata, Actinopteri, Salmoniformes, Salmonidae. The transcript has 3 exons. The coding region runs from base 453 to 1976 and encodes 507 amino acids. Gene Ontology annotation, molecular function: tRNA (uracil(54)-C5)-methyltransferase activity, S-adenosyl methionine-dependent. Gene Ontology annotation, biological process: RNA processing.